Messenger RNA from Hippocampus zosterae (dwarf seahorse), 1114 nucleotides. It is a transcript of the gene nudcd2, whose product is annotated as NudC domain containing 2. Gene Ontology annotation, biological process: protein folding. Gene Ontology annotation, cellular component: cytoplasm. NCBI's taxonomy places the organism in Eukaryota, Metazoa, Chordata, Actinopteri, Syngnathiformes, Syngnathidae. The record is from RefSeq and is a predicted model, not a curated record. The transcript has 4 exons. The coding region runs from base 144 to 617 and encodes 157 amino acids.
AGGACGAAGAAGAAUUGAAGGCGUGGCAACACAACCAACAAAUUAUUGAAGACGUUGUCAAAUUAUUCUUCCAUUACACUGCGGGGUAAAAUAUAACUAUUCAUAAUUUUUCAUUGCAUUCUGAAAUAAUCCUCGCGAACGAAAUGUCGGUGCAUUUUGAUGAGAGGAGCGGGUUAGUUCCCUGUCAGACUAGCUGGGGCUCAUGGAGCCAAACCAUGGAGGAGGUAUUCAUCGAAGUCAACGUGCCGCCUGGGACGUCGGCAAAAGAAGUCAAGUGUCAUUUGGGAACCAGAGACGUCGAGCUGAACGUCAAAGGGACAGAAAUAAUGAAGGGCAGGCUAUUCGGUGCAACUGUGUCUGAUGAGGCAACGUGGACCCUUGAGGACAAAUGUCUCAUUCGAAUUGUCCUGAUGAAGACAAACCGAGAGGCGGGGAACUGCUGGUCAUCUUUGUUAGAGGGAGAAUACUGCGCUAAUGCUUGGGUCCAGGACCAGAUGCAGAGAAAGCUCACACUCGAGAGAUUUCAGCGAGAGAAUCCUGGAUUUGAUUUCAGCGGUGCAGAGAUUUCAGGAAACUUCGCUGGCGGUGGUCCCGACUUUUCCAGUUUACAAAAGUGACCUAUACCAAAAUCCCAUAUUGGGGGGUGUCAGGUUGGUCUAAUGAACACUAUUGUUGGUUUUACAGCACACAGGACCUUCCGGUCCAAUAAUGUAAAGCAUUUCAAUGUCAGUCUUUUCCCCAUGUUAAACAAAAUUGGGCCCAUUAAGCAGAGUAAUAGUUCUGUUCCUUUUUGACACAUGUUGGUGGUUUUGAAACAACAGUGCACUCACAACUUUUCAAUAAAGUUUUAUUGAAAGGUACAAGUCCAUUUGUAGAUUGUAUAUUCAGUCCUUUUGCAAUGUAUUUGUUGGAACAAAGAGUGACACUUGUCAUACUACACAAACAAACAGCAAAAGGAACUGCAAUGCAAAUUCCAAAAUCACGUUUCAGACCAAAACGGUUUCCAACUGAAAUCAGAAAGAACAUGUGGCAUUUCACACUGUGCCAAUAAAUCUAUGAAAUGGCAAAAAACUCAUCCGUAACCACUGUGUCAAUACCUUCAACGUGCUUUAUU